AUGGAGCCAUCAUCGAUAGGGGGAGGAUCAUCAGUUUCAGGCUCCACACAAACAUCCAAUGCCUCUUCAAGUUCCUUGUCUGGAAACAUCUUUAGAACAGUUAAUGAAUUUCUCACAAAUUUGUACAUGUCGGGAAAGUUGAGAAUGAAUGGUUUAACGAGACAAUAUACAUCAAUGAAUAGCAGUUUGUUAGGUGCUGGUGUUUCUAGUGCUGGAUUUUAUGAGAGCUUUAAUAGGAAACCUUCGUGGAAUGUAAGGUUGUGCAGAGGUUUACUGUUUGUCUGGUUUUUGUAUAUCAUGUGGAUUGGAGUGUGGUUACCUGGAUUAACUUCUCAUCAGGAUUAUUCACAAAUAUAUUCUUCAUCAUCUUCUGUUUCAUCAUCAAGCAAUUCAGGAAAUCAAACGAGUAGUAUAGUAAAUAAUGAAUUUAACACUUCACCGUUUGGAUUUGAAGGAGGAUGGGUAUUUAGAGUAUUGAAUUAUCCACUCACUUUAUCAACAGAUGCCAUUCCUUAUGAGGGAAUAAUUGCCUUGUCUGUCCUAUUUACAUUGAUUUCAUUGGUGAAUAUUAUCUUGAUGAUUAUUGGAAUGAAGAAGAGAUAUGGAAAUGUUUACAAAUUCUUGGAUAAAGUGGCGAUGUGUUGGGGAAUGAUUGUAUUAUUCAGUGGACCAGUUGCCUUGUUUAUUAUGAGCAGUUUUAUUGAUUGUAAUCCAAAUAUUAGGAUUGAAAUUGAGAAUCAGACAGCAAGUGUUUCUGGAUUGUCAAGAUUUCCAACAGUUCAGUGCUAUUCAGCUGAUAAUAUAGUAUUACUAGUUCUGAGUUUGAUUGGAAUGAUGAUUACAUUUGUGAGUUGGGGUUUCUCUGUGUUUUUAUUGCCAAUCAAUACACCCAAUGUUGGAAUUCCUUUUGUGACGAAGGAUAACUUUAUAUUGGCACCAACCAUUUGCACGAUAGGAUUGGAAUUGUUAAUCAUGUUCUUGAUUCCACCGAAUUUCAUGAUGGGGAGAGCGAUUGUUCAUCUCAUUUUGACAUUUAUCAACAUUCCACUCAUCAUUUACAGUUUACCAUUUUAUCAUCGAAUGAUGAAUUCACUCUAUUUUGGAAUUGUUUGUGCAAGAUUUGGAGUGAGUAUUGGAGUAUUGAUUAGCUCAUUGGUCAAUUUAAAUCUGUUGAGUGAUUUGGGACUUGGAAUGAUGGGAUUGAGUAUUGGAUUGGGAAUUCUAUUUUUCAUUCUUGCUUUUACUGCUUUGGAGAUUUACACGCUCGUUGUUUGCAGACAAAUAAGAAAUAUUUUCAAAACCAAGAUUAGUGCCUGUGAAAUAACUGAGAGCAGAGCAGAUUUAUCCCUGUACAACAUUAUUGAAAGAGAGGCAGUUUCCAUUUUCAUUGUUUGUGAACAAUUAUCUCUGAGACACUUGAUGUUGUUUUUACAAUUUUCAAUUGGGAAAAAUGUGAAACAUCACUCCCCCGAUCAUUACGGUGUGACUAUUGUCAGUGAUCCAUUGAUGGCUAUUGCUUUUGUGAAAUCCAUUUCUCAGCAGAAAUCCUUCCUUAAUACUGAAAUGUUGCUCAUUUCAAGUGUUUUGGUCAACUACAUUUGGCAAGAUGAUCACAGAUCUCAAUUUGCAAAUUAUCUACUAGCAAAGGCUCUUAAACAUUGUCAUCAAACUUUAAAGAGAGUUCUUAUCACUGAAAAACAAAAAGAAAUUGAAAUUACACUCAACGAGCUAACCAAGACAAAUAUGGAAGUAAGAAACACAAUUACAGAAUUAGAAAUAACCCUUGCUGAGCUUCGAAUUGUUCAUAAAUCAUUCUGGAAGGAAAUGUUGAACGAUAUUCCAAACGAAACCAAACUUUCACAAAUUAAUAGCAGAGCUUCUGUCCUAACACUAUUCUGUGACCAGAAUUUCCUCAAUCUUACCAAAGCUCACAGUCACGAUAAGACA
Messenger RNA from Naegleria gruberi, 1947 nucleotides. RefSeq lists its product as uncharacterized. The annotation marks the transcript as partial. The record is from RefSeq and is a predicted model, not a curated record. Lineage: Eukaryota; Heterolobosea; Eutetramitea; Acrasida; Naegleriidae. The transcript has a single exon.